Linum tenue is the source of this 2273-nucleotide messenger RNA. The record is from the annotation of a GenBank genome assembly. NCBI's taxonomy places the organism in Eukaryota, Viridiplantae, Streptophyta, Magnoliopsida, Malpighiales, Linaceae.
CGGCGCCAAGUCAGAGUGUUCUGAAGACUAAAACCAAAAAAACCCUCUUCAGCCUUCAUCUCCAAGGAGCAAAUCACUCCCCUUUUCCCUUCAAUUGACAUCAACCACUCCGGCGCCGACGAGCCCAGUUGAUAGAAAUCUUCUCCCAGGGAGUGGGUGUGGAUUUUUCCAGUUACAGGUCGCAGUCAAGAGAGACAUCUGUUGCGUUCAAUUGGGUUGAAGAGAAUGGGGAGAGGGUUGAAGGGACUGGUGAAGAAGGGAUUGGGGGAGAUGGAUUUCACCGCCGGCGGCGGAGUCAUCAAUUGGUUCCCGGGACACAUGGCUGCGGCCACUCGCGCCAUACGCCAGCGCCUCAAGGUUUCCGACCUUGUGAUUGAAGUCCGCGACUCUCGUAUACCGUUGUCGUCUGCAAAUGCUGAUUUGCAGCCUCAGUUGUUGUCCAAACGUCGGGUGAUUGCUCUCAACAAGAAGGACUUGGCGAAUCCUAAUAUUAUGCAUAAAUGGGUUAGUUAUUUUGACUCGUGCAAGCAGGACUGCAUCCAUAUCAAUUCGCAUAGCAAGAGCUCUGUCCAGAAGCUUCUUGAACUAGUGGAGUUGAAGCUUAAGGAGGCGAUUUCGAGGGAGCCUACUCUCCUUGUUAUGGUAGUUGGGGUCCCUAAUGUUGGAAAAUCUGCUCUCAUCAAUUCGAUUCACCAAAUUGCCUUGUCCCGCUAUCCUGCACCUGACAAGCUAAAGCGAGCUACAGUGGGUCCUCUGCCUGGUGUUACACAAGAUAUUGCCGGGUACAAGAUUGCUCAUCAGCCUAGCAUAUACGUUCUAGACACGCCAGGCGUGUUGGUCCCUAGCAUUCCUGACAUAGAAACUGGGCUAAAACUAGCCCUUGCAGGAUCAGUAAAAGAUUCCGUUGUUGGUGAAGAAAGAAUUGCUCAGUACUUGUUGGCAGUUCUAAACCUCCGCGGCACUCCCCUCCGGCCUCCACUGGAAGCACUGGAACAACAGGAAAAUGGACGGGAUCCGGUAUGAACCGGAGGACAAACAAAGCUACAGCCUUAAAGCCCUUCGACAAAAGGGAAGGAAGCAGCCCAACUUCUCAGAUCUCAUCUAUGUCGAGGAUAUGGUGACAGAAGUCCAAUGCGCGCUUUAUCGAACUCUGACGGAGUUCGAUGGCAACGUGGAGGAAGAAGGCGAACUGGAGCAUCUCAUAGAGGAGCAGUUCGGGGCGCUGCAGAAGGCCAUGAAGAUCCCUCACAAAGCAGGCGAAGCCCGGCUGAUGGUGUCGAAGAAGCUGCUAACUCUGUUCAGAACCGGUAAACUAGGGCCUUUCAUCUUAGAUGAUGUCCCUCAAUAACUCUAAUCACUACUGAAUUCUGAACUCUGAUAGAAUGUGUUUGGAAUCUGUAUGCUAUGUGGCCCUUUUGAUUGCCUCUUAUUUCCCCUUUUCUAUUAUUAGUGUAUGGUAUUCUAUAUUUAACCUUCUCCUUAAUCACCAUUAACCCUGAUAACUAUUUUUAGGGACAUUCCAUAUUUAGACCAGGCGCUGCAGCAACCUCAGUACCUAUAAAAGUUUGAACAAUCCUCCAAGCUAAUCAACAAUUCGAAUAAACUUGAUCUAACCAAUAAAAGAGAUAACAUAUUGUGAUCAUCAUCAUCAACUCAUCAUCCUCAUCAAGUAUGGCAGGGUACAGUAAGAAGGCCGUGGCUCUCCUCUUCUGCUUGGCAUUGAUCCUGAUGCAGAGCAGUUUCGCAGUGGCCGACGACACUGCUACUGCUCCGUCGCCCGACGAAGCAUCUCCACCAACGAAAGAAGCUAACUCGAACUCUUUCUCGUUCGAUCACACGUCCAUGUGCUGCAACAAACUGAUCACGCUUUGCUGCGACAAAGCUGAUGCAGCCAAGACUGAUGAUGGUGCCGCCGCUCCUGCUCCCUCUGUCGCCUAAAUGAUCAUCGUCGUCAUCGACAACUAUCGAUCGAUCUGUCUAUAUGCAUUCGUAUUUGCAUAUAGGAUCAUAUAUAAUUUAUUGACAUGAAUCCACAAUUGCUGUGAUUCCUUUUUUAUCUUUUCUUAGUCUGUAGGUAUUAAUGCGUAUAGAAAGAGAGGGGAUGUUGGUUUAUGUAAAAUGGUAUGCUCCUAUGAUCAGCAUACUCAGAAAUGUUUAUGUGAAAUGAUCUUCAUGAGAGUAUGGAGAUUAAGUUGGUGUAGUUGAACUCUGUUUCUCUUCAGAUUUCAAUCUGAUAUAUAAUAAAAUAAAAAAUUAUACAAUGCUUCUUAUAA